AUGGAUGAUAAUUUUUGGGUGGAGGAAUGUAGUGGACAAGCAUCUGUUUGUACGAAGAGGAAGAGAAGAAUUGGGAAAAAGAAGAUUGAGUUCAUAGGCUGGGCUUCGAGGCCGUUGAUUGAAUUUCUUCAAGCUAUCGGCAAGGAUACAACAGUAGAACAUACUCAACGUGAGGUGGAAGCCUUUAUCACCGCUUAUGUCAACGACAAGCGUCUUGCAAGUGCAGAAAAGAAGAAGAAAAUCUUGUGUGACGAAACCCUUUAUGCUCUUUUUGGGAGGAAAUCCAUGCACCGGACCAAGAUUUAUGAACUGCUGGAAGACCACUUCGCUGAAAAUCACGAUGAGACAGACGAGGAUCUUGACAACUCAGAUGAGGAAGACUGUGCAAGAAAAUCAGUCUCCAAAAGGAACCUGACUGGUCAGAUGAAGGUUUUCAAGGCUCCCAGGAGCUGCUUUGCUGCUGUUGUUCGUGAAAAUAUCAAACUCGUUUAUCUGAAGAGGAGCUUGAUUGAGAAACUUCUCAAGGAGCCCGAAAGCUUCGAGUUUAAAAUGGUGGGAAGCUUUGUUAGGAUGAAAUCUGAUCCUAAUGAUAUUUAUCAGAAGAAUCCCUUUCAGCUUCAGCAAGUCGCAGGUGUAGAAAAGGUUCCUGGUGCUGGUGAUGCUGUUUCUGAAAUUCGCCUGAAAGUUUCCAAUUUUUUUAAGGAAAUCCCAAUUUCCAUGCUGUCAGAUGAAAACUUUUCAGAGGAAGAAAUUGAAGAUGUACGGGACAGAGUUAAAGCUGGAUCUCUGAAAAGGCUGACUGUUAAAGAGGUGGAAGUGAAGGCUAAAUUACUGCAUGCUGAUAUAACUAAUCAUUGGAUUGGAAGAGAACUUUCUUUGUUACAGGGUAAAAUUGAUCGAGCCAAUGAAAAAGGAUGGCAUACAUUGUUUGACUAUAUAGAUAGAAGAAAGAUGCUAAACACACCGUCCGAACGAGAGAAAUUACUCCUUACAAUUCCUGAGGUGAUUGCUGAGGAAUUAGAGCCCGAAGUUAAGAAAACAGUUACUUCCGAGAAAGCGGAUGGAUCCCCAAAGUCUAUUCUUAGGAUGACUUCAGAUGCUUCCAGAACAGAUACUUCAGGUGCGCUUUUAAGCAUUGUGGUCCCAGCCAUUCUCACAGGUAAAGUACAAAGUGGAGGCAUUGACAGCAUUUUGCCCGUCAACAACCCAAAUGGUAAAAGGACUUAUGCAGUCGAUGAAGCUGCAGCCAAUAUUGAACAAGCAAUGCCGGUUCUGAAUUUGUUGAAUGAUGCGAAAACUGAGGGCCCUGUGGAGAAACAAACACAGUUAGCGACUAGUGAUAAUUUAACAGUGAUUGACCUGAGUGAGGAUGAGGAGCCGUGUGGUGAGGCUGAGGACUAUAAUAAUAAUAUGCGUGAAAGGGCAGAGGAUGUUAUAUGGCACUACUUGGAUCCACAGGGGCAGACGCAGGGCCCGUUUUCGCUCUACUCUUUGAAAAGGUGGAGUGACCACAACUACUUCCAUUCAGAAAAGAAGAAAAAACAGAUCUUGCCCCUCUUAGCCGGCAACAGCCAUUGUCGGCCUUCUUCCCUGGCUUGGCCGAGUCGCGACGGCAGGUGGGGCCAUCUUCUUUGCCCAUCCCAGAGCCCGGUGGGAAUUAGGUCUACAGCGGUUCUCGUCUCCUACCUUUUUACCCUAGCUCCGGUUGUGGUCGUCGAUUGCUUGUUCAGCCUCCGCCUCCCGCCCAACGGUAGGAGUCCGUCGAGAUGCCGGUGCUCUACCUCGCGUGCUCCACCUUUUCACCUUGUAGAAGUGUCGGCUUGCGACUGGGUGGCCAGUGGUCCAGGCUGUCCGCGGGUUUGCCUGACCGGGUUCAGCCGCUCGACCGUGUGGUAA
Messenger RNA from Striga hermonthica, 1896 nucleotides. The record is from the annotation of a GenBank genome assembly. NCBI's taxonomy places the organism in Eukaryota, Viridiplantae, Streptophyta, Magnoliopsida, Lamiales, Orobanchaceae.